Messenger RNA from Dinoponera quadriceps, 1286 nucleotides. Its product is annotated as abscission/NoCut checkpoint regulator. Gene Ontology annotation, biological process: abscission; mitotic cytokinesis checkpoint signaling. The transcript has 6 exons. Bases 283 to 1269 code for a protein of 328 amino acids. Gene Ontology annotation, cellular component: midbody; centrosome; cleavage furrow. NCBI's taxonomy places the organism in Eukaryota, Metazoa, Arthropoda, Insecta, Hymenoptera, Formicidae. The record is from RefSeq and is a predicted model, not a curated record. Gene Ontology annotation, molecular function: phosphatidylinositol-3-phosphate binding.
UAUGAGUCGCCACUAUAUCGAUCGAAGAAACGAAACAAUAAUACGCAUCAACGACGAAUACGUACUUUCUCCCAAUUUUUCUUACUUUCUUUCGCAAGUAUAUAUAGUUAUUUCAUCCUAAGUACAGAAAGUGCAACAGAGUGCAACGGACGUGAAGAAAUCUUACAUGUUCGUGGAACGGAAAAAUAAGACGAAACGUCAAAAUCUUUUGGGGUGUGCUCGUGCUGAGAUUUAUAUAACACUUUUGUCAUGUUAAAAACAUAUCGAUAAAGAGUUAAGGGGAUGUCCUGCAACACUUGUCAAACCAAAUUUUCGUUCUUCAAAAAAAACAUCGGCUGUCCAAGCUGUGGCUUUUCUUAUUGCAGUAAGUGCCUCAAGUAUAAAUGUGAUGUUUCCAAUCUAGGAGUGAAAAAGGUUUGUGGACGUUGUUACAGUAAAUUAAACAACAUGAAGAAAUCAAGUCCCGAAGCCACCACGAGUGAUAUCUCACUACCUAACACGGAUAAACCUCUCGCGCCAAUUGACAUCACUAUGAAAUUGGAUUCAUUAGAGAAUCCAGUUAGGCCUCCAGUAGUGAUAUAUAAGCAUACAAAUCGCUGGGACCAAUUUAAGAAGGGACUAGAACCAGCUGAUCAAGAAAUCGUCGAUAGAUUGCAGAAACUGAAAAAUAAGGAGCAAAACAUUCCAUCGCCUAGCGUCGACGAAAUAAGAAGAAGAUUGGCGCUAUUGAAAGAUCAAGAUCCAGAGGCCAAUGGGAAUAGUAAUGUCAUAAAUAUACAUCAAGUAGACACCAGAACUGACCAGGAGAAGACGGAUGACUUGAUUCAAGAGUAUCUGGCGCAACUGGAGUUAUCCUCGACCAGUGACUCUUGCAAGGAGAUCCAAGAGAAAUUGAAUUCUUUGCGGGAUGAGGAUGAUAAAACAGGUGCUAAUCAAAGCGAGAGGGAGGAGAUCGAUGAUGACGAGGAAACUGUAACGAAGAAGUUAAUCAACAAAGCUUUGGCUGAAGCGAUGUUAGAAGCGAAGUAUGAGAAAGAGGAGUUGGAAGACGUAGAGCCGAUGGAUUCCGAGAUCCAGCACGGGAGCGAAGACGGGGACGAGAAGCCUACAUGUGUGAUGUGCGAGCAGACUAAGGAUCUCGUGCAGUGCAUGGGUUGUGCUGGCGAUCUGUACUGUCCCGUCUGCUUCGAGGAUAACCACGAUGAGUUCGAAAUGGAGAAGCACAAGGCGACUCGCUAUCGGCCGACGGAGAUAAGCCUCGACGAUUAAGACGCUGAUCAACAGCA